Messenger RNA from Drosophila erecta, 1930 nucleotides. Its product is annotated as zinc finger protein 25. Gene Ontology annotation, biological process: regulation of transcription by RNA polymerase II. Gene Ontology annotation, molecular function: DNA-binding transcription factor activity, RNA polymerase II-specific; zinc ion binding; RNA polymerase II transcription regulatory region sequence-specific DNA binding. NCBI's taxonomy places the organism in Eukaryota, Metazoa, Arthropoda, Insecta, Diptera, Drosophilidae. The transcript is spliced from 2 exons. The record is from RefSeq and is a predicted model, not a curated record. Gene Ontology annotation, cellular component: nucleus. Bases 283 to 1539 code for a protein of 418 amino acids.
CCUGAUAGACAUCGCUGGCAACAUUGCUCGGAGGAGUGGAUCGGAUGCGGGCCCACAACCUCAGACGUCCAGCGACCGGCGAUCCGAGCAGACGCUCCAAGUAUUAAGACUGUGGUCAAACCGUAAUGAGAUCCGAUUUCAAAAUGAAAACCCAGGUAGACUGAGUUUGGACCACAACCCAAGGAAAACCACUAUGCCAAACGUCCGCGUCGGUCGGGAAUUCCUUGAUUGAACCUAUAGUGUAUACCGCGAUCGUCCGCCAGAUUUUGGCAACUAAGUAUUAUGCUCUCGCUGCUGCCGCACCACCCGCUCGUCUGCCGCUGCUGCCUGCUGGAGCAGCCGCCGCUCUACCACAGUCUCCAUGACGCCUCUAGUCAGCUGGCUGUGGAGCUGAAGGCCCUGGCUCCCGCCCUGCGUCUGGAUCCGGGCGACAACCUCACCGACGUGAUCUGCGACCUCUGCCUCCGCCGCCUGCACGACGCCCGCGACUUCCAGCGGCGGUGCGAGCACUCCGAGCAGGUGCUCCGCAUGCGACACGAGCACUGGAAGCACACAGUGGCCGUGGGAGACGCCUUGGCCCUGGACGAUGUGCUCGAAUGCCUGGAGCGAGAAGUGGGCAGCUUGGAGGGACCCGUGUCCAUGCCCCUGCAAACCAGCAAGCCAGUGGCCUAUGUGACGCCCUUAAUGGAGACCGUUGAUUUUGAAAGCCUGGACUUCCAAGACAGCUCGCCCAGUGAACAAGAGACUCCCUCAUUCUGGGAAUCGUCGCUGGAUUCAGGCAGCCUAAACACUCCGCUUCACCAGCCGGAGACUGCCGAGCUCUUUGCAGUCGAGCCUGCCACGCUUCCGGAAUCAUCCGAAGAACCGGCUCAGGAAGCCGCAGAAAAGCCCAAGAUGCGGAGGACCAGGCCGCGCCAGGAAAACCUCAAGCCCAAGGAGAAGAAGGCCGCAGGCGCCUUGCACCCGCGAUCCUUGCACCCGUGCGCCGAGUGCGAGAAAAAGUUCACUCGCAACUUUCAGCUCAAGCUGCACAUGUCAGCCGUGCACGGGAUGGGCGAGAUGAGGUACCAGUGCGAGGAGUGCGGCAAGAACUUUGCCUCGCGGCACAGUCUUCGGUACCAUGUCAAGUCGGUGCACUCCACGGAGCGUCCCUUCGGCUGCCAGCACUGCGAGCGACGCUUCAUCUUGCGCACGCAGCUGCUGUCCCACCUGCGGACCCACACGGGCGAGGCCAAGCCGCGCAUAUUCGAGUGCCAACGCUGCUCAAAGAGCUGGCCCACCAAGUCCGACCUCCGCACCCACAUGCGCUCCCACAACCCCAACAUGGAGCGGCCCUUCAAGUGCGAUCGCUGCGCGAAGGCCUUCUUCACUCGUGGCCACCUCAACUCCCACCUGCUGGUGCACACCGGCGAGAAGCCAUUCGCCUGCGAGUACUGUGACAAGUGCUACCAGAGCGUUGGCAACCUGAACAAUCACAUGGUGCGCCUGCACGCAGAGAUCAUCGAGGCCCAGUUGGAGAGCGAGGGUAUCGAGAGUUGAGGCCCACACCCGCAUCCUAGGAAGAGGCUGCACCAAGUAUUAGGGGCGCUGGAGGGGCAAUUACACCGAGUCCACCACCUAUAGCUUUUACAUUACAGUCAAUGUAUUUAUAUAAUAUCAUUUCUUGGCGAAAUAUGAAUUAGCUCCUAACUACACAGUAACUUUAGAGUUAAUUAUUUCAAGUUGUCCAAACAUUCAUUCUGUUUUCUUAUUGAACCAUUCAUUCAAAUUAAUUCCAAGUUAAUAUAUGUAUAAACCUAAGCCUGGAUGAGAUAAUCUACUCAUUACUGUGGUAGUUGCCACUAAUUGCAUAUACAAAUUUACAUCCACUUUCAGUGGUAGUUCUUAAACCAACCCAUAUUGGAAAUAUGUGCAUAUGUGUUCGGCAGCC